AUGGAAAUGCAAGCAUCACUUUAUAAGAAACUGGUCCACCCACAUAGCAAACAGAUCCGGAACGGAUCUGCCGCGGAGCAAUUCCCCAAAGACACCAUCAAUGAAGAGGUGGUUGAACUCCUCUCUCCUUACUUUGACAUGGCAGACUUUAACAUAGAAUCAGCCAAGAGGGUGUGCGGCAAUGUUGCAGGUCUUUGCUCCUGGACCAAAGCAAUGGCUGCCUUCUUUUCUAUCAAUAAAGAAGUGCUUCCCUUGAAGGCUAAUCUGGCAGUGCAGGAGAACAAGCUGACUAUAGCUAAUUUGGACCUCCAGACAGCCCAGGCAGAACUGGAUGCUAAGCAAGCAGAGCUGGAUGUAGUUCAGGCUGAAUAUGAGAAGGCCAUGAUGGAGAAACAGACUUUACUAGAGGAUGCAGAACGCUGUCGCCACAAGAUGCAAACGGCCUCUAGUCUGAUCAGUGGGCUGGGAGGAGAGAAGGAGCGUUGGACACAGCUUAGUAAAGAGUUUGCUGCUCAGACCAAAAGACUAGUUGGUGAUGUGCUGCUGGCUACAGCCUUCCUGUCCUACUCUGGGCCUUUCAACCAAGAGUUCCGCAACCUUCUUCUCACUGAUUGGCAGAGAGAAAUGAAGUCCCGCCGAAUACCUUUUAGGACCAAUCUGAAUCUCACUGAGAUGUUGAUUGAUGCUCCCACUGUAAGUGAAUGGAACUUACAGGGGCUCCCCAAUGAUGACCUAUCCAUCCAAAAUGGGAUUAUUGUUACAAAAGCUGCCAGAUUUCCCCUGCUGGUUGACCCCCAGACCCAGGGAAAGAUCUGGAUCAAGAACAAAGAAUCCAAGAACGAGCUUCAGAUCACCUCACUGAAUCACAAGUACUUCAGAAACCACCUAGAGGACAGUUUGUCAUUAGGACGUCCCCUACUGAUAGAGGAUGUUGGGGAGGAAUUGGAUCCUGCUCUGGACAAUGUCCUGGAGAAGAACUUCAUCAAGACUGGGUCCACAUAUAAGGUGAAAGUAGGUGAUAAAGAAGUGGAUGUAAUGAAGGGUUUCCGUCUAUAUGUGACCACCAAACUGCCCAAUCCAGUAUACACUCCUGAGAUCAGCGCACGGACAUCCAUAAUCGACUUCACCGUUACUAUGAGGGGCCUGGAAGAUCAGCUACUGGGCAGAGUCAUUCUCACCGAGAAACAGGAACUGGAGAAGGAGCGGACCGACCUGCUAGAGGAUGUGACGGCCAAUAAACGUAAAAUGAAGGAACUGGAGGAUAAUUUACUUUUUAGGCUGACCAGCACGCAGGGCUCCCUGGUCGAUGACGAGAGCCUCAUCACAGUGCUGGGAAACACCAAACGCACGGCAGAGGAGGUCACACAGAAACUUCAGAUUGCUGCUGAGACUGAGAUCCAGAUCAAUGCGGCCCGCGAGGAAUACAGACCCGUUGCCACAAGAGGAAGCAUCUUGUACUUUCUGAUGACAGAGAUGAGCAUGGUGAACGUGAUGUAUCAGACCUCCCUGCGCCAGUUCCUGGGCUUGUUCGACUUGGCCUUGGCAAAGUCCUCAAAGAGUCCAAUUACAAGCAAGCGGAUCGCCAAAAUCAUAGAGUACAUGACCUUUGAGGUGCACAAGUACGCAGCUCGGGGUUUGUAUGAAGAACACAAGUUCCUGUUCACCCUGCUGCUCACUCUCAAGAUCGACAUGCAGAGCAACAGGGUCAAACAUGAGGAGUUCCUGACCCUUAUUAAAGGAGGUGCUUCGCUGGACCUGAAAGCCUGUCCACCCAAAGCUGCAAAGUGGAUACUGGACAUAACAUGGCUCAACCUGGUGGAGUUGAGCAAACUGUGGCAGUUCUCUGACAUUCUAGAUCAGAUUGGACGUCAUGAGAAACAGUGGAAGAGCUGGUUUGAUCGAGAGGCACCUGAGGAAGAACCAAUCCCAAAUUCAUAUGACCAGGCUCUGGACUGUUUCAGACGGCUGCUCCUUAUUCGAUCCUGGUGUCCAGAUAGAACCAUUGCUCAGGCACGGAAGUACAUCAUGCACUCAAUGGGGGAGAGAUAUGCUGAGGGAGUGAUUCUGGAUCUGGAGAAGACGUGGGAGGAGUCUGACCCACGCACUCCUCUCAUCUGCUUCCUAUCCAUGGGUUCAGACCCAACAGACUCCAUCAUCGCCCUGGGCAAACGACAAAGAAUUGAGACUCGUUACGUCUCAAUGGGUCAGGGGCAGGAAGUUCAUGCACGCAAACUUCUGCAGCACUGUAUGGCUAAUGGAGGCUGGGCUUUACUUCAGAACUGUCAUUUGGGUCUGGAUUUUAUGGAUGAACUCAUGGAUACAGUCACAGAGACAGACAGCAUUAAUGACACCUUCAGACUGUGGAUGACCACUGAGGUCCACAGACACUUUCCUAUCACUCUCCUGCAGAUGUCAAUCAAAUUCACCAAUGAGCCUCCACAGGGACUGAAAGCCGGACUUAAAAGGACUUACGGAGGUAUCAGUCAGGAUCUUCUAGAUGUGAGUAACAUGGUCCAAUGGAGGCCCAUGUUGUAUGGGGUGGCAUUCCUCCAUUCCACUGUUCAAGAGAGGCGAAAAUAUGGACCUUUGGGUUGGAACAUCCCAUAUGAGUUCAACCAGGCAGAUUUCAAUGCAACCAUACAGUUUGUCCAGAACCACCUGGAUGAUAUGGACAUCAAGAAGGGUGUGUCCUGGAACACUGUGCGCUACAUGAUCGGCGAGAUCCAGUAUGGCGGUAGGGUGACUGAUGACUAUGACAAGCGCCUCUUGAACACAUUUGCGAAGGUGUGGUUCAAUGAGAACAUGUUCAGCCCUGAUUUCUACUUCUACAAAGGCUACUGCAUCCCCAGAUGCAAUAAUGUGGAUCAGUAUCUCCAAUAUGUUCAGGGUCUCCCUACAUAUGACACCCCUGAGGUGUUCGGCCUCCACCCAAAUGCAGACAUCACCUACCAAAGCAAACUUGCCAAGGACGUACUAGACACUAUCCUGAGUAUCCAACCAAAGGACAGCUCCAGUGGAAGCGGUGAGACCAGGGAGGCGAUUGUGGGUCGGCUAGCGGAUGACAUGCUGGAGAAACUGCCUCCAGAUUUUGUCCCAUUUGAGGUCAGAGAGAGAUUGAUGAGCAUGGGUCCCCUUCAGCCCAUGAACAUUUUCCUGCGGCAGGAGAUUGAUCGCAUGCAGAGAGUGAUUGUUCUGGUCAGGAACACGCUGAGUGACCUAAAGUUGGCCAUCGACGGAACCAUCAUUAUGAGUGAGAACCUGCGAGACGCACUGGACUGCAUGUAUGACGCCCGAAUACCUGCACGCUGGAAAAAGGCCUCCUGGGCUUCUACCACAUUGGGGUUUUGGUUCACAGAGUUGCUGGAGCGUAACCGGCAGUUCCACUCAUGGAUUUUUGAGGGACGACCCAACUGCUUUUGGAUGACAGGCUUCUUCAACCCACAGGGCUUCCUGACAGCUAUGAGACAGGAGAUUACUCGUGCUAACAAGGGGUGGGCGUUGGACCGUAUGGUUCUGUCUAAUGAAGUUACUAAAUGGAUGAAGGAUGACAUCACGCAGCCUCCUUCAGAGGGGGUGUAUGUCUAUGGCCUCUACCUGGAAGGGGCCGGCUGGGACCGCAGAAACUGCAAGCUCAUUGAUUCCAAACCCAAAGUGCUGUUCGAGAUGAUGCCUGUGGUCAGGAUGUACGCAGAGAACAAUGGUGAGUUUUAA
Pimephales promelas (fathead minnow) is the source of this 3711-nucleotide messenger RNA. Lineage: Eukaryota; Metazoa; Chordata; Actinopteri; Cypriniformes; Leuciscidae. The record is from RefSeq and is a predicted model, not a curated record.